AUGCCCCCUAAGCGAGUGAAGAGUGGGGGUGUAGGGGGGGCAGUGGGGGUGGUGGGGGGCAGAGGAUGGGACAGUGCUCUCUGUACUGCUGGGUUUGAGGAGGAGAGUUGGAAGGCCAGUGUGUGUCUGGUUGUUGCAAGCAGUGUUGAGGAUGAAGUGUGUGUGAACGCUCUAAAGCGGGCUGUGCAGCAACCGCUCAGAAAACUCUUCACACUACUGUCUUGGGAAAACACACUAGAGAAGAUCAAUGAGUUGGGUAACCCAAAAACUCGGAAGAUCAAAGAUCUCCCAAUGUAUUAUGAGGUGAUGGAGUUGGCGAGGUCAGAGCUGGACACUGGGGAGGAGCUGUCUGUGGAUCUGGUGGCAAAGCUGGUGAAGUUUCAGCUGCUGAACAUCAAGAACAGCGACCUCCAGAGGAGAGCUGCGGUUCAGGCAGCGGUGGAGGAGAAAGCUAAAGGAAGAGCAGCUCCAGCUUCUGCUGCUAAAGAUAAAACAGCUAAAGUCUCGGCUAAAGGAGAGAAGGCCAAGAAAGGUCUGGAAGCAGCGCCUGCUAAAGAGACCAAGCUGAAACGUAGAGGAGAGGAGGAGGAGACCACCAAAUAUAUUGAUGAUGAACCAGACGACGGUCCUCAACACUACAUCCUGAUGACGGGAUUCCAGCAGCCGCAGCUGAUCUCUGUGUUAGACUCUCUGGGAAUUCUGGUGUCCACCGUAAUCAGACUGAUAUCAGAUCCUCCUCAGGACCCUGCGGCUGCAGACAAGGAACAUGAAAGCUCUGAAGCCUUGAAAUCAGCUCAGGACUUGGACGUGUUCUGGACGAAGCUGGACACAGUGCUGAAUGUUGGUGGUGUCGGGUCCAGACUCCAUGAUGUAGCUAAACUCGAUUACAGAGUGGAGCGGAGUCUGUUGCCCACAGAUCCAGAGGACACUGUGGCAAUGCAAUCGCUUGGCGUGACUGUGUUUGAGGGCGUGGCCUGUUUGCUUUAUGACAGUUUGGAUUGGAGGAGGCACCACCAGCUCUACCUAAAUAGUAUGAAGCUCAUCCACGUCCCGAGGGUCGGCAGAGCGGACCGUCCCGAAGCCCCAGCAGAGGUUCCACUAACUCCAGCUCCACCAUCAGCUAAGAAGAAGCUCCCAGCAGAGGAGAAUACUGUGGAGGCAGAGCGUGUGGGCCUCAGUGCAGAGGUGGAUAUGAGGCUGUAUUCUGACCUUCUGAACCAGAUGCCAGCCAAGAUUGUCUCUGUUCCGCUCAUUCUGCACUGCAUGCUGGAACAGGUAGUAGCCUCAGACCAGGACAUUCCAGCAGAAUCAGCAGAUCCAGAACAGCCCUCUGAUUGGCCUGACGAUGAGCUGACCCACUACAUGCUUUCAUCAGUACUGACCCUGCCACAGCCGGAGCAGGAGAAAAAGAAGCUGAUGGAGGUGCUUGGAGUGGCAAAUGCCGGUCAGGAGAAGAGAGCGCAGACUCAGCCAGUACUGAUCCACCAUCAUAACAACAGAGCCAGGAGACUGCACGGCCUUACUGUGAUUGAUGAUCUGGAUGUAAAUAGUAUUGAAACAGAAAUGAUACAGAAGAUCCCAGUAUGGAAAACACUGACAGCCCAACAGAACCACAGCUCCAACCUCAGCCACAGUCUGGCCCGGAGACAAGAGCUUCUCCAUCACUGCUCUGAUGACUCACUGUCAGUUUCGGAGGUUCGGCGUUUGCUGCAGUUGUGUGUGUUUGAGAGCAUGCCUCUGACUACAGUAGAUCAGAAUGAUCAGCUCGUACGUCAGUCUGACCCGCUGACCCCACUGCCCUGGGACGACCCUGUGGCAUUCGCCCAGCAGAUCUACAGCCAACCAGGUGGUUGGCAGGAGGGGAACACAGCGAACAUGGAAGAGCUUCAGAAGAUGCUGACCCGGCGACUCAGACACUGGACCAUCACUGAACAUCAUGACCCACACAUCUUCCCCCAGGUUCUGCAGGCAGUGUCAGAGACUUACAGGUGUGUGGACACCUUCACCAGCAGCAGUGACGACACCAUCUUCACCAUCUCUCACAAUCCUAUGGGCCCUCAGAGGAGCAGCAGGGAAUGCUGGGAAGUGUGUCUUCAUACUGACAUCAGAUUCAGGAAUUAUCUGGAGCACGUUGCCGAGCGGGUCAGAGACUGGACCAGAGCUGAGGACCAGAAACAGCAGAACCUUAAACAGGAGAGAGAAAAGGAAAUACACACGCAGUCCCACACCUGCGGGACAAAAGACACUCCAGUACCCACUCCAGACCCGGAGCAGAUUGAGCCAUAUAUCAGACAUGACUCACUUAAAGCGUGGAAGCUGGAGCAGGAGCGGCUGAUGGAGGAGGAGCUCUAUAAGAAGGUAAAGAAGGAGAAAGGAGGGAAAUCCUCAGCUAAAGCUGAACAAGAGUCCGCCAGGGGCAGCCGGAGAGACCUGAUCAACACCCCGAAACCUACUGACACCAAAACACCCGAACCCACCAGACCACCCACACACGCCGCAGAGACCACCCCCACACCCAGAGACAGCACGCCUGUGUUUAUGGGGUACCGUAUGGGUGGUGAGCUGCUGCUGGUUAAAGGCGAGACUCAGUGUUUUUAUCCAUCAGACGGAGGAAUCAUCAGUGUGGAUAAAGUUCAGUUUGUGCAAGGGUCAACCCAGUUAACAGUGUGUGUGAGAAAAGAUGACCACUGCUUCUACACACACGUCUACACACAGAGACAGAACAACAACAUGCUAGGUGACAUGGAGAGAUGUGGCAGUUUUUAUGCUGUUUUAAACAACGGCAUCCAGCUUUCAUACAGCAAACUGCCACUGACCUCACCAAGUGACGCUAGCAUUGACCCCGCCCCCACAGAACCCGAGUGUGGAGCAGGUGCUCCUGUGGGUCUGCAGGUCUCCCUGCCCUCCGGCCUCCAGCUCAGCUUCCAGUACCAGAACACAGCAGACGGUUGGUCUGUGUGUGUUAGACAGCAGGUCUUCUCCGAAGGAAACACUCACUCUCCUCUGGAACACACACACACCGAGCUGUCCCGGAUCAUCACCUGCCAGGGCACAGUCAUAAAGCACCGCAGAGACGGCUCUACUGAGGUGCUGUUUGCAGAUGGUACGGUCAGUAGCACUCCAGACUCUGGGCCUGUGUGUGUAUUGGUCCCCAGCAGUCCAGUGCUGGAGAAGGAGCCUGUUAAAGACACACCAACCGAGAACAAGGAAGUCAAAGACAAGAAGGGAAGGCUGGUGUCUAAGCCAGUAGUGGGGGAGGUGCUGGAGCCACUGAGGGAGGACUCUAAAGGGGGUCCAGAGUGCAAUGAGGUACCAGAGGUGACGGGUGGAUCCUGGACCACGACCACCCCCUCUGGCUUCAGAGUGAUGACUGUCAGGGGCAAGAGGGUGGAGGCUCCGCCCGUUCAGACCUUCCAUGCUACUGACCCCUUCAGCAAGAGUGUGAUGAUCACUAGGGAAGACCGGGUUCUGUCUGUGCUGGAGACUGACGGGACCUCUACAGUGAACCAUGCUGAUGGAACCAGAAUUACCACCUUCUACCAGCAGAGUGAGCCACCGCAGCAGCACAGCUUAGGUGCUGGGGGCAGUAGUGAGGGCAGCAGGGUGAAGCUGGUGAGGGUGGAGAGCGAUGGGUACGCUACAGUAACGCUGAACUGCAGCAGUCAAAGCUGUGAGGUUCUCCUCGGAGAUGGAACCGUAAUCAGUGCCAACACUAACGGAGAAUACACGGUUCGUGCUUGUAGGGGUGGUGUUCUCCAUGUUGGGGGGGACGGCGUGGCUGUGUACAGCUCUGACUCGUGUAAAACAGGACCUGAGGGAGACCAGUUGGGUCAGUAUGUGAUGAGUCACUGUGCUCUGUCAAGUGUGCUCUGUCAAUUCACUGACUCAGACAGAACACACUACCAGGUCACUGCGGACGGCCAGGUCUCCGUUAUUAACCCUACAGCUACAUCACCAAACACAGGGGUGGAACUUCAGCACAGUGAUGGCUUUCAGACUCAUCCACCACGGUUGUUUAUGGUGGGUUCUGACGGUUCUGCGGUGGAGGUUCUCUGUGCAAAGGUGGUGGAGGAAAGUCUGAGUGAAGCGUUUUCUGAUCCUUCAGUUGCAGUGAUUAGAGACCCGCUACCAAAUACACACGUAGACGUGUUUGGAAUGACAAUCCUGAAGCCUUUCUCUGGAGACAUCCACUCCUGCUGGCUCUCACCCAAAAACCAGGAUGACAUCAUCCCUGCCAACCUUAAAAACCGGCCAUGGGACACUUUCCCAUCCUCUGAGAAGAAGACUGCAGGUCCUCCAUUUGGAGCUGUGCUGGGUCGAGGUUUGGAGAUUACAAGGAAAGAGAAACCAAGUCCUGGUCCAGCAGCACCAGUUCUCCAUUGCCCAGAUACUCUGCUGAUCCGCCAGCUAACCCAGUAUCCCCCAGUCUCAGAGCAGCAGUGGGAAAAACUGCAGGAGAAACUGCUGGUGUAUAUAGAGCAGCUGCUGCAGAGAGAGAAGCUGAGGGAUGAGAUGAAGCUGAAAGAUCCUCGGACGGUGGAGGACAAACUGCACCACACUGACCUCCUGCAGCUGCUACUGUCUCUGCCUGACUUUGAGCAUCAGCCGGUCACCAUGGAGACACACCCUCGGCCCGCUGAUGCCGCCUCUCUGUACGCUCAGACUGUGAUGGCGUCUCAGUCUCCAAUCAAUGACCAGCGCCCUAAUAAAAGAACAGAUAGGGCUGAGAGAAAGAAGCAGGACUCUCUGUGGGGAGAAAGGCUAAACCAGAACAGGUUAAAUCUACAGGAGGAGCAGAGGCACCUUCAUUCACUCCGACACCACGUCAUCACACCAUACUUCCACCCCGAGCUGCAGGAGACGCUCCACUACAUGCAGCAGGAGCUGGACCUGAUGCCUCCGUCUCCGGAUCUCCCUCCGUUCCCCAUCAGGAGAAACUCUGAAGCUCGGACCAGUUCAGACUCCGCCUCCUACUGAAACAGCUCAGCUUCACCGUGUAGCAUCAGCAUUUUACCUUUACUGUACUAAUACUAAUGCUGUCUUUAUCAAUAUUCUGAUAUAUUAUAAUAAGCAGCACUAAAUCACUGUGCAGUAUUUCCUACUUUACUUACCUGACAUCAGUUUAUUUCUUAAUUUAGAGGCACACUUAAUACAUAUUUUAUUAGAUAAAUACUUUUUAAUGAGGUUUUGAUGAAUAGAUUGUUUCAGUAUAUGAAUAAAUAAAAACACACAUAAAUAUGCUUAAAACCUUGAUGUGUAUCAGUGUAUAUAUAACUUACAUAGUAUAUAUAUAUAUACUAUAUAUUAUUAUUAUGAAACAAAGACAAAACAAACAACCAGCAAAAGC
Messenger RNA from Astyanax mexicanus (Mexican tetra), 5347 nucleotides. RefSeq names its product sperm associated antigen 17 (gene spag17). The record is from RefSeq and is a predicted model, not a curated record. The transcript is spliced from 39 exons. Gene Ontology annotation, biological process: epithelial cilium movement involved in extracellular fluid movement; axonemal central apparatus assembly. The coding region runs from base 1 to 4977 and encodes 1658 amino acids. NCBI's taxonomy places the organism in Eukaryota, Metazoa, Chordata, Actinopteri, Characiformes, Acestrorhamphidae. Gene Ontology annotation, cellular component: axonemal central apparatus.